Amphiprion ocellaris (clown anemonefish) is the source of this 1055-nucleotide messenger RNA. RefSeq names its product glucagon-1-like. Lineage: Eukaryota; Metazoa; Chordata; Actinopteri; Pomacentridae. Bases 150 to 683 code for a protein of 177 amino acids. Gene Ontology annotation, biological process: response to starvation. Gene Ontology annotation, molecular function: glucagon receptor binding; hormone activity. Gene Ontology annotation, cellular component: extracellular region. The record is from RefSeq and is a predicted model, not a curated record. The transcript has 6 exons.
CUGGCAGAGUAGUAAAACUGACCCACCUGAGCCGCUGCGUCGUCCUCUUAAGGUAUAUAAGGGCUGCCAAGGAAGGAAGGCGGUUAGACGGUGACAAGCAGAGGAACUAACGGCAUUGCUGGUUGGAAAAGAAAGAAGAAAAGGUCACAAUGAACAGCAUCUACUCCUUGGCUGGCAUCCUUCUGGUCCUCAGCUUUGUCCAGAGCAGCUGGCAGGUUCCUCUGAAUGAUGACAGCUCAAGUCUUGAGGCAGACGACACAUUAGCUGACGAGCCCAGGGAGCUGUCAAACGCGAAAAGACACUCGGAAGGAACUUUCUCGAACGACUACAGCAAAUAUCUGGAGGACAGGAAGGCUCAGGACUUUGUUCGGUGGCUGAUGAACAACAAGAGGAGUGGUGCUGUAGAAAAGCGCCACGCCGACGGCACCUUCACCAGCGAUGUCAGCUCCUACCUCACGGACCAGGCAAUCAAAGACUUCGUUGCCAGGCUCAAGUCUGGACAAGUCCGAAGAGAAUCUGAAAUGGACAGGCGGGGUGAGGCGUUCAGCAGGAGGCACGUAGAUGGAAGCUUCACCAGCGAUGUGAACAAGGUGCUGGACUCUAUGGCUGCCAAGGAAUAUUUACUCUGGGUCAUGACCUCCAAGCCUUCAGGGGAAAGUAAGAAAAGACAACAGGACCAGUGAGAGCCUCAGGGACUCCCUCUGUGUGCUGCACACUAAAGCCAUAUACAGGAGGAACAGGAAGCCAUACUGCUUUGCAUGCUGUAAUGUUGUCGACGUUAUCUAUUUAAUUUUGUAAGUUUUUUACUUCAUUGUGAAUGUAAUGCAAAGAUACAAAGCUACUACUCUUCCACAGAUUGUAUGGUGCACCAGAGAUGAUAUGAAAUUGAAGGCAUGUUAUUUUCUACAAAUUUAAAUUAUUUUCUAUAUUUUUAAGGGGAAAAAAUGAACACAAAAAAGUUUAAUCUCAGGUAGGCCUAUAGAAAGCACAUGCAGUGUAGUUGAUUGUCAUUGUAUGUUAUUGUGCUCUGCAAAAUAAAGUUUUCAUUCACUGUG